ACAUGCGAUGGCGAAUUUCUAGCACUGUCCCGCGUCCUAACAGAUUGUACAGUUUUAAUGUUAUUAUAAAUAUAUUUUAAUCUAUGAGUUUCUGAACAUAAUGGAGACUUUUUAGAUUGUACAUUACAAUUUAUAAAAUUGUAUAGUCUUUUGUCCUUUUUUCUGUCAAGUGAAUAUUCUGGUAGAAAGUUGAUAGUUUUUGAAAUACCAAAGUACGUCACAAAGUGAACUCGUUUGCGGGUAACGCGUUUUCCAGUAUGGAGAACAUGGCUGGCACCUAUCUGACCGGUAGUAGUCAAGGUUCAGGAUCUUGCAUGAUGACCAGCACUCCCGUUGGAUCGUCCAUAUACAAUUCUUUACAUCAUUCAAGUCUUGGAAUCAACAGAAAUCUUCUCCAUCAGUUCUCGCAGUACAGUUAUCCAAGUUCUUCCUUUUUAGGUGUUGAUCUACAGUCCUUGACAUGUCCACGAACACCGGUCAAGGUCAACGAUUCCACGGGAACGCUGGGAAGCGUCUCGCCUCGGUCUGAUGAUUCAAACCCGAGCCACGAGGAAAUCUCCGAGAGCCCAACCAAAGACAUUAAAUUACAGUUGAGCUCGAACGGAACUGACGGAGAUACGUCAGCAGACGACACGGCAGACGACCAGAGCAAAGUGUAUUCCGGGACCUCCACCUUGAGCCAGCAGACGAGAAAGUUUGCAGACGUGAAGCCCCCGUACUCUUACAUCGCACUCAUCACCAUGGCGAUCGAGAGUUCUCCUUCCGGCAUGAUGACCCUGAACGAGAUCUACGGAUACAUCAUGGACAAAUUUCCAUACUUCAAACAGAAUCAGCAGCGCUGGCAAAACUCCAUACGCCACAAUCUUUCCCUCAACGACUGCUUCAUUAAAAUUUCUCGCGCCCCCGGGCGCCCCGGUAAGGGCAACUAUUGGGCGCUUCAUCCUAAUUGCGGUGACAUGUUUGGAAAUGGAAGCUUUCUGAGACGUGCCAAAAGAUUCAAACUGGCUAAAGGCAAAGGCGGUCAGUACCCAAAUUACAGCCCCUACGGUCAGUUUAACUUUCACUCCAGCCACCCAGCAGCAUACAAGCCUUAUCCGUCUUUCGCACCGCUGUCCUAUGGUCAUCUUUCACACGGAUUAUCAUCCACUCAUAAUUCACUGGGUAACAAGACACCUGAAUGGAGUCCGGCAAACGGUUAUGGACCUUACUACGGACAGACGUUAGGGACGCCGCACAGCUUAUCACCUCAUUCACAGGCGUCGCCCACAACUGGAAGUUCUCCCUUUCAGUCUGACCUCACGCUCAACCAGUAUAACCUACCCUCGUUUGGCCCAAUGUACUCUGCCUCUUCGCCUCACCAAAGCGCCGCCGCUGCUCUUCAGACAUUAACUGCUAACAUUCCAACUUCAUACAGUAACGGAAGUAGUAACAGCGCGUCGCCCAACAUGGGCGGACCCCAUUUCUCCUAUCCGCCCAUGACGGGGUCUCAAAUGCCCAACUCUUAUCACUUCCCGUCGGCCAUGACAUCACACAUGCAGCCCAACUACAUGGGCGUCCCCGGAAGUUAUCCUUCAGUCUCUCAAAGUGCCUACUCCUGUGCUCAGUAUGCCAACCAACUAAGAACAUAAUGCAUCGCCGCUCCUGGCUCUUCACUAUUUGUUACCCCAUUUACCAAAAAAAAAAACGGUAUUGACGUUUGUGAAAGUAUACAUUUACCUAACGGUAUUUCCAGAACUGUGUUAAUUUGGCCAAAAUAUUCAUUUAUUUAAGACAGGCGAUAGAUUACGAGUUGGCAGCAAAUAUUUUUGUUAUAUUUUGAAUAAUUUAUAUUGAAGCUUAUUUUAUUUAUCAUUCUAUUUGUUUUGCGUUCCAUGUUUCGAGGUGUUCAAAAUGUCAGAAAUCAUUUUCUUCGAAGUUUUAAACCAAUUUCUACAUUCGACCGUGAUAUAGACCUACAUUUGAUUUAUAUAAAUCUUUAUCUACAUUUGAUCUUGAUAUAGAUCUUUAUCAACAUUUGAUCUUGAUAUAGAUCUAGAUCUACGUUUGAUCUUGAUAUAGAUCUAGAUCUACGUUUGAUCUUGAUAUAGAUCUAGAUCUACGUUUGAUCUUGAUAUAGAUCUAGAUCUACACUUGAUCUUGAUAUAGAUCUAGAUCUACAUUUGAUCUUGAUAUAGAUCUAGAUCUACAUUUGAUCUUGAUAUAGAUCUAGAUCUACACUUGAUCUUGAUAUAGAUCUAGAUCUACACUUGAUCUUGAUAUAGAUCUAGAUCUACAUUUUAUCUUGAUAUAGAUCUAGAUCUACAUUUGAUCCUGAUAUAAAUCUAGAUCUACAUUUGAUCUUGAUAUAGAUCUAGAUCUACAAUUGAUCUUGAUAUAGAUCUAGAUCUACAUUUGAUCUUGAUAUAGAUCUAGAUCUACAUUUUAUCUUGAUCUAGAUCUACAUUUUAUGUUGAUAUCUCUAAUGAAAUCUAAGUUUUAGAAAAAUAAAGCGCUAAAUUUGGUUUAAAAAUAAAUGUAUUAGACUUAAGUUACAUGCAUAGCGCUGAUGGCCGCAUGGCUAUAGUAUCGACUGAUAUGCCUACAAAGAUUGUUUUCUAAACCUAGUUCACAUUAAUUGUCCACUGGUUUUGAGCACCUUCAAACUUCAUUCACAAUCCCAUCAAUGACGUCAGAAAUGAACAGCUCUCGUUCUGCUCUCAUCUCGUGUCAGCGAUACACAAUGAAAGUCGUCUAGACUUGUGACACGCAGACAGGACGGCUUUCCAGGGCUUCACUUGUGACGUUAUUUUAAGCGUUCUCCCUCGCCUUUCUUAAAUGACUUUGUUGUUAUUGUUUAAAAAAACUAAUUUUUACUAACUCUUAGGAGUUUUAAUAUUUUAUGUAUUGUACAAUUUUUAAUCCUAACCCUAACCUAAUACACACCGAUAAAUGUGAGAUAACAUCUGUUAUAUUAUUUAAGUUUUACAAAUUUGAAUUGUUUUAGGAUCAUCUUUACACAAUAUUUUUAAAAUGAUUUUUUUUUUUGUUUCUACUAGAUCUAAAUUUGAUUUGUUCGUUUGCUAGAAGUCAGAUGUAAAUCUCACACUUAUGACUAGAUGAUUGUGUAACCAAAAUGAUUGUAAUUAAAUCCAUUCUAAAUGGAGUUUUUUUUUGUCAAGCAAUAAAAUAUAAGGAUUAAGAUUGUUUUAUAUGUUAGACGAGUAUCAGCUUUACAAAUAUCAUGAAGUUCUCAAAAUAGCAGAUAAACUUACCAUUAGAAUAUUCUUAAAAAAAGGGAAUUAACUCAAAGUUGUUCACAACUAUAUUUAUUUUACCUCCCAUUUAGAGACUUUAUUGUUAAUUUGCCAUGAAAGGAAUAGUGCUUGAAAGCUUUUUUCUAAGUUUUCUAGUAAAUUUACUAAAUUAAAAAACAAAUAUUGGUGCGCCUUAACGUCACUGACACUGGUGUAGAAAAAUUGUUUCAGAUCUGUUCGUCCAUUCCUGUUUGAAAUAGAAAAUUACCCAUAAUUAUCUAAAUACUGGCUUUCCCCCAUAAGUGGUUUCAUAUAAUUGAUGGCCUAAAUUAUUUGUUUAAAACGGCCCAAAACUUAAUUUACGAAAUGGGGGGCUCUAAAUUAUUAGCUUAAAACUGAUGGCCCAGAGAACCUGAAUGGGAACUUGUUAUUUGUUGGCCUCGUCAUGCUUUUAAUUCCUGUAUUGUAUGUACGGUAAACUCAAAUAACAUCUACGAUUGUCCAUCCAACUAUUGUACAACAUAUAAUGGAUUUAAAUAAAAGUUUUAUUGUACACUGAAA
Molecule: messenger RNA, 3794 nt
Organism: Biomphalaria glabrata
Lineage: Eukaryota; Metazoa; Mollusca; Gastropoda; Planorbidae
Product: forkhead box protein B1-like
Exons: 4
Coding region: 258-1628 (456 amino acids)
Biological process (GO): anatomical structure morphogenesis; regulation of transcription by RNA polymerase II; cell differentiation
Molecular function (GO): RNA polymerase II cis-regulatory region sequence-specific DNA binding; DNA-binding transcription factor activity, RNA polymerase II-specific
Source: RefSeq, a predicted model, not a curated record